Molecule: messenger RNA, 3206 nt
Organism: Athene cunicularia (burrowing owl)
Lineage: Eukaryota; Metazoa; Chordata; Aves; Strigiformes; Strigidae
Product: prostatic acid phosphatase-like
Exons: 11
Coding region: 32-1297 (421 amino acids)
Biological process (GO): dephosphorylation; lysosome organization
Cellular component (GO): plasma membrane; lysosome
Molecular function (GO): acid phosphatase activity
Source: RefSeq, a predicted model, not a curated record
GCUACUAAGUCUUUUUUCAUCUUCUGCCAGGAUGGGAGUGAUAGAGCUUCCCAACCCAUCUAGGAUCCUGUGCUUUUCUUUUCAUAUUAUCCUCAUUCUGCUUCAACAGACUACUGCCGAAAGAGAACUGAAGUUUGUAGUUGUCGUUUUCCGACAUGGUGACCGAACACCAAUUGUAAACUUUCCAACUGAUCUACACAAAGAAAGUGAAUGGCCCCAGGGAUUUGGACAACUUACCCAGACUGGAAUGAAGCAGCUAUUUGAACUCGGACAGUACAUGAAGAAAAGAUAUUCCGACUUUUUGAACAGCACAUACAACCGGCAAGAGUUUUACAUUCAAAGUACAGAUUAUGAUCGCACCAUUAUGAGUGCCCAGUCAUACCUUUCUGGCCUCUUUCCACCAACUAGCAGCCAAAUCUGGAACCCUGAGCUUCUCUGGCAACCCAUUCCAGUUCAUAUUUUUCAAAAAUCAACGGAGCGGAGGUUGAAUUUUCCUCUGCCUGACUGUCCCCGUUUUGAUGAACUUCAGAAUGAAACACAAACAUCUAGUGAAUUUCAAAAGAGAAUACAACCAUACAUGGACUUUUUACAAACAAUGGCAGUUAACACAGGACUUGAACUAAAUAAUCUUAAAAUACUGGACAACUUCCAGCUCUGGAAUACAUAUGACACUCUACACUGUGAGGAUAUUCACAAUUAUACUCUUCCUGUAUGGGCCACCAAAGAUGUAAUUAACAAAAUGGAAAAACUGGCAGAAUUGUCCUUAUUAUCACUAUUUGGGCUUUAUAAAACAGAAGAGAAAUCACGACUACAAGGAGGUGUCCUUGUGAAUAUUAUUUUAAAUAGUAUUAAACAAGCUGCAAGUUCUUCAAAAAAAAGAAAAAUGGAGGUCUACUCUGCCCAUGACACCACAAUUGGGGCCCUCCAUAUUGCUCUCAAUAUUUUCAAUGGAAAACUGCCACCAUACGCUUCUUGCCAGUUUUUUGAACUCUACCAAGAAAGCAGUGGGCGAUAUAGCAUUGAAAUGCAUUAUCGGAACGACUCUUCAAAGGAUCCUUACCUACUCACUCUGCCAGGAUGCACCUCUGCUUGUCCACUUGAGAAAUUUGCUGAAUUAGUUUCUCCUGUAAUUACAGAAAACUGGUCAAAGGAAUGUGGGAGGAAAGACAAAACGAAAGAUAUUUUUAUUGGAUUUGACAUUGCUGUUGGCUUGUUAUUCAUUUUUGACCUUGUACUACUCUACCUCCUUUAUCAUUAUGGACGCUGCAGGCGCAGAAACAAUUACCAAGACAUUUAAAGGGGAGGUAAAGAAAUGAAAGAGAGAGCAGCUAGACAUCAAGCAAUCCUUUGAGUUGCUUAUAUCCAUCAGUUUGCUCUGGCCAAAUUAAUCUCCAAAGCAUAUUCAAUAAAUUUGAAGAGCUGAGGUGUCUGUGGCCUAGCUCCUAAAAGACUAAACAUCUGCAGUGAGAAAUGCUGUUGAAAUAGAUUAUUGUUAAGAAUUUACUUUUGUAGGAAGAUGGAAUUACUCCAAUUUAUAUAUUUAGGGGUUUUUUACUACUAUUAAUCACUCCUAAGUCAACCAGUGGGAUGAAGGGAUGGAAAGGAUGCUAUUACCUAUGCUUUUUUUUUUUUUUUUAAUUAUUAUUGCCUAUUACUAUUUAGCCCUCUGCUGCUCAAUGAGUCAAAAAUCACAUUCUGUAAUAUUUUUCUUACUUCUUAUAAAUGACUAUUUUGUUGAUGCACAGGAAAAUGUUUUCAGUGAACAGAAGCUGCAGUUACUAGGUGAAAAGGAUUCAUACCAGCACUUGGGCGUAUGUUUCUGCAUUUACUCAUGUAAAUCUAUGCAUGAGUUUUGACUUUGGCCUUCAGCUAAUAAAAGUCUGCAGCCUGCUUUUCAAAGGAGUUACACUACUAUAGCUCUCACCAAAAUUAGUAAAACUCAGGGAAGCUCUAUCACAUAUCCAGACUUCAAGGCAGAAGCUUAGUGCAACAGGAUCGCGGUCAGUGCCCGCCCACAACUUCAGUAAUAUAGAUAAGAAAAUACAUUAAAAUCUAUUUUCUGUUGCUACACUGCUUUCUUAUUUUUCUGAAUUCUCAGUCAUGAGUUAUCAUUUGCCUUGCAUCUUUUCUAUAAUGCAUCUGUUCUCUGUCCUACUUUUGGUCUCUUCGAUAAUCUUAUUUCUUUGAGCCACUCUUACAAUGAUUCCUCGGGCUAUCACUCGGUGAUAUCACUCUGUGAUCACCUUUUAUUUUAGUUUACAGUAAGUCCCUUAACUCCUUGCCCUGUUAAAAAUUCGUUAUGUUAGUAAAACAAGCACUGACAGUAAGAAAAUUAUUUUGAUUUUUGUAUGUUGAUCUCUUCUGUGCAAUAUGUUUUGUUUAGAUUGUAAGCUCCUAAGGGCAGCGAAUGUUUCCAUAAUUGCUCUAUAGUAUCAUAUACUAGUGUCAUAGACACUAAGAUUACUGUAUAAAAUACUCCUUAUCAUCAUAUGUUUCAAGGGCUGAAUCAAGAUUUUUCUUUUAUCCUGUAGUCCUGCAGAGGAUACCGUGAAUUACAUUAACACGGAGAAGCCUUCUUAAAAAUCGAGACAACUAUACAGACAAGUGCCAACAGCAUAUUCAGCCCAACAGCUAUGAUGAACAAUCAUGUGCUCAUGAGCUAAUGAGUCCUGUUGAAGUGCAGAAGUCUAGAGAAAGCUGAGAGAUGGAGCUGCUUAGCUCAGGUGUAGCAUCACAUCAAUGUUUAAUACACUGCUUCUGGACUGACUUUGACUCACAUCUCCAAGUGGGUUGCAACUUGGAGCCCAGGAGCUUGAGUCAGCUACCACUGAUCUAGAGAUCAGCUCUCAAUAUUACAGCUAUGGACAUUUAAAAUGUAGUGUCGUUAGAUGUAUGGAUAUUAAAUGGCAUAAAUCAAACAGCAUAGCAAAGGGUUGUGCACUUGCACUUUCCAAACGUCAUUGCAUUUUCUUGUAGUAGCUUCAGCUAUUGAGGUAUCCACCUUUUGAAGUGGUAUUUUCCACUCAGUAAAAAAUCCCUGACAUUUCCAUUUUAUCUGUUUUAGGAAAUACAAUAAUCAAGUGAUGGAUUUUAUUUUUACAUGGUAAGGAUAUUUAAUUGUAUAACAAUUUUGGACAAAGCUGUCAAAAAGGCUAUCCUUAAACCAGAUGUUUUGGAUGUACAAGCUUCAGAUUGUAAAUAUUGGU